Hydatigera taeniaeformis is the source of this 510-nucleotide messenger RNA. Lineage: Eukaryota; Metazoa; Platyhelminthes; Cestoda; Cyclophyllidea; Taeniidae. The record is from the annotation of a GenBank genome assembly.
UUGAGUGUUUUCUCUUCUUAUAGGUUAAUUAACGUUGGUGAUCAGCGCGGAGAUCGUCGGAAGUGGAUCUACCUAUUUGAGACAGUGCACGCAGUCCUUUUUUUUGCGUCCCUUGUUGAUUUUCUAGAACGAAGUCAAACACCCGACUUUGAGACAAAACUAGACGAAAGCCUUGAGUGCUUUAGGUUUAUUAUGGAAGCUCAACCCCUGUCACGAAAAGAUGCCAUUCUCUUUUUCACAAAAAAGGACAUUCUCCCUGUACUUCUCUCGAAUGAAAAGUUUACAACAGCGUCAAACUACUCCGAGAUUCAAGAAACAAAGGAUCCAGAACUGUGUAUCUCUGCACAACGAGAGCUCUAUUUAUUGCAACGCAAGGACAGGAGCCAAAAAACUGGUCGUGUUUUUGUCCACACAGUGUGCCUUCUUGAUAUCGACGAGAUGAAGGCCAAAUCUCGAAGUGUCCUCAAAAGUGUGCUCGAUUCAAACUUCCGACGUCAUGCAAUGUUCUGA